Molecule: messenger RNA, 765 nt
Organism: Candida dubliniensis CD36
Lineage: Eukaryota; Fungi; Ascomycota; Pichiomycetes; Serinales; Debaryomycetaceae
Gene: RHR2
Product: glycerol-1-phosphatase
Exons: 1
Coding region: 1-765 (254 amino acids)
Biological process (GO): glycerol biosynthetic process; response to osmotic stress
Molecular function (GO): sn-glycerol 1-phosphatase activity; beta-phosphoglucomutase activity
Source: RefSeq, a predicted model, not a curated record
AUGACUAAAACCCAACAACCAGCUGUUUUUUACGUUAACGCUGCUUUAUUCGACUGUGAUGGUACUUUGGUUAACUCCACCGGUGCUAUUUCUGAAUUCUGGAGAGAUUUCGGAAAAACUAGACCUCAUGUUGAUCCAGAAGAAAUUAUUAGAACCUCCCACGGUUGCCGUACAUUUGAUGUCAUUGCCAAAUGGUCACCAGAAGAUGCAAUUGAAGAACAAGUUACUGCAUGGGAAGGUGCUAUUCCAGACACUUUUGGCCACCACGCCAAACCAAUUCCAGGUGCCGUUGAAUUAGUCAAAUCAUUCGAUAAAUUUUCUAAAGAAGCCACUGAAAACGGUAAGCAAAGAUGGGCCGUUGUCACUUCUGGUACUUUGCCAUUAGCUACCAAAUGGUUAAAAUUAUUGACCAUUGAAAAGCCAGACUGUUUUAUUACUGCUGAAAAAGUCACUAAAGGUAAACCACAUCCACAAGGUUAUCAAUCCGCUAGAGACGCUUUGGGUUACCAUGAUGCCCACUACAAGGUUGUUGUGUUUGAAGACGCUCCAGCUGGUAUAACCGCAGGUAAAGGUGCUGGCGCCAUGGUUGUCGGUAUUUGCUCAACUUACGAUCCAGAAAAGGUCAGAAAAGCUGGAGCUAAUAUUGUUGUCAAAGAUUUAUCCAGCUUUAGAAUUGACUCAUACAACAAGGAAACUGACGAAUUCAAAGUUGUUGUUGACGACUACUUCUUUGCUGAUGAACAAUUUUUACAAGAAUCUGCCUAA